AUGAAGCAUGAAACUGAGCACCUUCGAUCGUAUGUUUCCCGUUAUAGUGAUUUUCAAGAAACACACAAACAAUGGGUAAAUAGUGACACCAUUGAACAAUUUGAAGCAAGAUGGGAGGCUAUACGUAAUAAGUAUGAACUGGAAAGUAAUUGUUGGAUUAGUGACAUGUAUAACCAACGUAUACAUUGGGCUAAACCCUUCUUGAAGGAUACUUUCUUUGCUGGUAUGACAACAACCGGACGAAGUGAAAGUAUCAAUUCAUUUUUUGAUGGAUUUGUUAAUUCGAGGACCAUGUUGAAUGAAUUUGUUGUACAAUACGACAAAGCAGUUGAGUCUCGAAUGGCUGCCGAAGAAGAUGAAGACUUCAAGACUAUGAACUCGGGGCCGGUUCUUUUUUCAGUGCAUCCAAUUGAAGCAAAAGCAGGUCAAUGGUAUACUAGAAAGAUGUUUGAUAAUUUCAAAAAAGAAUGGACUGAAGCUAUUACCAAUUUGACUCAUGAGACUAUAGGAAAAACUACCGAAGAAAGCACAUACCGAGUUGGGCAAUUGGAUGUUGAUAAAAAAAUAUUAGCGCAUUGUUACCUUUCGUUCUUUGGAUCAAGUCAGCGUCACAUGUUCCUGUGCUAA
Molecule: messenger RNA, 627 nt
Organism: Lactuca sativa (garden lettuce)
Lineage: Eukaryota; Viridiplantae; Streptophyta; Magnoliopsida; Asterales; Asteraceae
Product: protein FAR1-RELATED SEQUENCE 5-like
Source: RefSeq, a predicted model, not a curated record